Armigeres subalbatus is the source of this 2581-nucleotide messenger RNA. RefSeq lists its product as uncharacterized. The record is from RefSeq and is a predicted model, not a curated record. The transcript has 4 exons. NCBI's taxonomy places the organism in Eukaryota, Metazoa, Arthropoda, Insecta, Diptera, Culicidae. The coding region runs from base 635 to 2005 and encodes 456 amino acids.
CCUUGCUUUUAAAUAAGUCCAGAUUAAUACAGUGGCGACGAGUAUAAAAUCGAAUAAAGUGAACGAAAAUUUUGCAAGUGCUAUCGCGUGUAAUUGCAUGGUAAUUUUCGCCCUACAAUCCUAGCUGUACCGAAAUACUUUAUCAUCGUAUCGACGAUCAGCACCGCCGAAAGUGAGAAGCAGCUCAGUGCUCAUCUACUCAUUUGUCUGCUCACCAGUUUGCCGUUCACUCACGUCACCUAUUGCAUGGAAGGUGUAUGCAUGUGUGAGUGUCAACAUUUGAAGUGGUAGAAGGAAAGUGAGGCUACGAUUACUGAACCAUUUUGCGAAUACCAACACUAAUAUCCCCAAACUGAUCAUCGGUGUAUGCAGUGAGAAUCUCAGAAGUGCAUCUUUUGUCUAUAUUUAAUCGACGAUAAGCUGGUCGCCUGAGAUCUACGAAGGAAGAUUGGUGUUGGCUGAGUGGAUGAAGUAUUUCUCGGCGUUAUUGCUGUUGCUUGCUGAUGUCGAUUAUGGUUGCUGCAGUGUGCUGGUUUUGAGCUUUACCAAAGUUUAUUUUGUAUCCCGAGUGUCUCCCAUAUUAUUGCCGUUGAAUUUGAUUACCUGAGUGGUGAGUUUCGACAAGUACAACAGAAUGUCGGUGUCGACCACAGUUGAACCCUAUCUGCCCAGCUCAAUUCCAUUUGCUCAGUAUGUUGAGCAGCUGGAGUAUGUUUUUUUAAAUAAUAAUGUGCCAGAAACAAAGUAUAAAACCUCAUUUUUAGCGGUUUGUGGAGUCACAGUUUUUUCAGAAAUAAAAAAGCUUUUCCCGGGUGCAGAAGUGAAAAACCUAACUUAUCAGCAGAUAAUAGAAGCACUUAAGAAACGAUUUGAUAAAUGCGAUUCAGAGGUAAUACACAGCUAUAAGUUCUGGAGUAGAAGGCAGGGCAGAAGUGAAAAAUCUGAAGAUUUUGUAAUAGCAGUUAAAGUUCUUGCUGAGCAGUGUGGGUUUGGCACAUUUAAAGACAGGGCAAUUCGUGAUCUGCUAGUUAUAGGUGUUUACAACCGGGAUCUUCAGAAAAAGCUAUGUGAUGAGGAUGACUUGUCCGCUGCUAGAGCGGAGAAGCUUAUUUUGAGUCAUGAAAUCUCCAACAACAGAACUAGUGUGCUGAAAGACAAUGAUGAAAACAAUGUGUCGAUAAUUGCUCGCUUAGGAAGAAAGGAGGUUCGUUCACGAUCGAGGCAGAGAUACCAAGAUAGAAACCGUAGCGUGUCAUUUUCGCCCCGAAAACGGUUAGGAAGUUAUGCUGAUAGGAAAUACGACUCCAAUAAACCGUUUUAUUUGUGCUCUUUCUGUAAGAGGAAAGGCCACACUAGAAAAUUCUGUUACAAAUUACACGGUAGAGACAAAUUUCAGGCAGAUGUAAAGUUUUUGGAUUCUCCUAAACCUAAAUUUGAAGGUUCAUCGGGCAAUUUUAAGAGAGUGUCGAAGUCAGAUGACGAUGACGAAAUCGAUUUACCCUGCAUGAUGAUCUCUUCGGUAAAACGCGUGAAUGAGCCAUGUUUGGUAGAGGUUUUGAUUGAGAAGAACAGAAUUAAAAUGGAAAUUGACUGCGGUUCGGCUGAAACUGUUAUUCCAGAACAAAUGUAUUUGAAAUAUUUUGAGCACGUCAAGCUUCGGCCUUGCAAUAAAAAGUUAGCCGUGAUAGAUGGAAAGAGGUUGCACAUUUUAGGAAGAAUGGAUGUGAAGGUUCAACAUGGUGGAGUGAGGCAGCAACUUGAUCUUAUAGUACUUCGGUGCGAUAACAAUUUCGUGCCAUUAAUGGGUCGCACCUGGAUGGAUUGCUUUUAUGGAGAAUGGAGAAAUGUAUUUUUGAAAAUAGCGGCACAAGACGAAAGCAUUCACAAGCUUGAAGAAGAAGAUUUUAUGGACGAAAUUAAGCAUUUCGCUGGGAGGAAGGCAAAUUUCGGCGCACAAACAACAGCUCAAGAUCACGGACGACACUCAGCGGGGAAUCAGCUCUAAGUUCGUUUUCCGAGAUGAGAACGAUCGGUGCAAUUCUCAGAAGCGAAGAAGGGAAGAAGACUUUGAUGAGGAAGGAAGGAUGUCUGAUCACGAGUCCGACUUCUACGGAUUCCCGGCGGAGUCGUUCAUAUACAGAGAAGAUCUGUUCGACAAUCUAGUUCCUGAUACUGAGCCUGAAGAGAGGUUGCCAAAAACUAGGCGAUCGAAUAGAAACUAUAAGAAGAAGAUGAAACGUGAUUUUAUAUAUUAUUAGGCAGAAAUUGUAUUGGAAUAGUAGAAAUAUUAGGUUGUUUUCAUGAAUUUAUUUAUUUGCCUAACUAUUUGAUUUAGAUAAUUCACUUUCGAGUGAAUAUUGAUGUAGCAUUCAGAAAAUGUGUCGGUUUGAUUAUUCAAAUAUCGAGUGCUAGUUUUAUUUCUCAAAUAAGGGAGGAGUUGUUGUGGUAGUGCUGAAGAGUGCGCGCUCAGAAAUAAAGAGUGAAAUAUGUAAGAGAGGAAAAGAGAACAAAAAGGGAUAUUUUAUGGUAUGCUUGUCAGAGCUACAAAUAAAAGAUCAGUUUCUGGUUAUUCGUUGACUUA